This is a messenger RNA of Xyrauchen texanus (razorback sucker), 7153 nucleotides long. RefSeq names its product serine/threonine-protein kinase TAO2-like. The transcript has 16 exons. NCBI's taxonomy places the organism in Eukaryota, Metazoa, Chordata, Actinopteri, Cypriniformes, Catostomidae. Bases 410 to 4201 code for a protein of 1263 amino acids. Gene Ontology annotation, biological process: protein phosphorylation. The record is from RefSeq and is a predicted model, not a curated record. Gene Ontology annotation, molecular function: protein kinase activity; ATP binding.
CCCCGCUCCGCCAUCAUGAAGUCCCGAACACAAAGCGUAUGAGACAGGAAAAGAAAAACAGGAAUGGACCUGUCGGUGACAGAAAGACACACCAAACGCGUGACACCGACGGCAUGACAAACCAUGAGGAAAGUGCCACCGGUGGCGGCGGAAUAUCGGGCUGUGAUUGAAAGUGUUCACCCGCUUUGCUUGACAAUCAGCUGAUUGUGUCCGUGAACGGUAACGGCAGUAUUAUUUAUUUAAAAACGGACUGAUUUCUGUGCUGUGACCACGACCAUACUUUAGAAAUAGAUGGGUCGCUAUUCAAAUCGAUGAGGUCGGUUCGUGUCAAGUGAGAACGGCCAGAUCUUCCACAGCAGGCCGGAGAGAGCGAGUUAUCUCGUGGAUCCCAUUAACCACGGCGCUGGCCAUGCCAUCAACUGUGCGGGCUGGGAGUCUGAAGGACCCGGAGGUGGCGGAACUUUUUUACAAGGAAGAUCCGGAAAAACUCUUCACAGACCUGCGCGAGAUCGGUCAUGGCAGCUUUGGAGCCGUCUACUUUGCCCAUGACAUCCGCACCAAUGAGGUGGUGGCCAUCAAGAAGAUGUCUUACAGUGGCAAGCAGUCUAAUGAGAAAUGGCAGGAUAUCAUCAAAGAGGUGAAGUUCCUUCAAAAGCUGCGGCACCCCAACACAGUGGAGUAUAGAGGCUGCUACCUGCGAGAGCACACAGCAUGGCUGGUGAUGGAAUAUUGUUUGGGUUCGGCCUCAGAUCUGCUGGAAGUGCACAAGAAGCCAUUGCAGGAAAUGGAGAUAGCAGCAAUUACCCAUGGUGCACUGCAGGGCUUGGUGUACCUCCACUCUCACAACAUGAUUCACAGGGACGUGAAAGCAGGUAACAUCUUGCUGACAGAGCCUGGCCAGGUCAAACUGGGAGACUUUGGUUCUGCCUCCAUUGUUGCUCCUGCCAACUCCUUUGUGGGUACACCUUACUGGAUGGCGCCAGAGGUAAUCCUUGCCAUGGAUGAAGGACAAUACGAUGGGAAGGUUGACGUGUGGUCACUUGGCAUCACCUGCAUAGAGCUUGCGGAGAGAAAGCCUCCCUUGUUUAACAUGAAUGCAAUGAGUGCCUUAUACCACAUCGCCCAGAACGAGAGCCCAGUCCUGCAGUCCAAUCACUGGUCGGAUUAUUUUCGUAACUUCGUAGACUCUUGUCUGCAGAAGAUUGCCCAGGACAGACCUACCUCUGAUGUGCUGCUUAAACAUCACUUCCUGUGUCGUGAGCGCCCAGUGACAGUGGUGAUGGAUCUGAUAGCACGCACUAAAGAUGCCGUGAGGGAGUUAGAUAACCUGCAAUAUCGAAAGAUGAAGAAGAUACUCUUCCAUGAAACGCACAAUGGGCCUGCUACUGAGGGCACAGAGGAAGAAGAGGAUGUAGAACAUUACAUGUUGCGAACGGGAACAGUGAACAGCAUGGAGAGCUCCCAUUCACUGCCGUCCAUGUCAAUCAGUGCCAGCUCCCAGAGUUCUUCAGUGAACAGCUUGGCUGACGGUUCAGAUGACAGUGGAGAGAUGGCUAUGAUGCAGGAGGGCGAGCAUACUGUCACGUCCAACAGCUCUGUGCUGCACAAACCUCUGAACCACGAUAAUAUUUAUGAUGACCCCUACCAGCCAGAGGUGGACUCCCAGCUGCUGGGCCCUUCUGGGGGUCGCCGACGCAGAGGACGGGACCAUUUUGCCACCAUCCGCACGGCCUCUUUGGUGACCCGUCAGAUCCAGGAACAUGAGCAGGGCUCAGCGCUGAGAGAGCAAAUGUCCGGGUACAAGCGAAUGAGGAGGCAGCAUCAGAAACAACUGAUGGCUCUAGAGAACAAGCUGAAGGCUGAGAUGGAUGAACAUCAGCUCAGGCUUGACAAAGAACUGGAGACACAGAGGAACAACUUCAGCAGUGAAGCAGACAAGCUUAGCAAGAAGCACCAGGCCAUCCUGGAGAAAGAGACUAAGGGCACUCUUGCAGAAGAAAAGAAGUUUCAGCAGCAUAUUUUGGGCCAGCAGAAGAAGGAGUUGACCAGUCUAAUUGAGUCUCAGAAACGCCAGUAUAGACAGCGAAAAGAGCAGCUUAAAGAGGAACUGAAUGAGAACCAGUCCACACCAAAGCGAGAAAAGCAAGAGUGGCUGGUUCAACAGAAGGAGUGUCUUCAGCAGAUCCAGGCAGAGGAAGAGGCAGGGUUACUACGACGACAGAGGCAAUACUUCGAGCUGCAGUGUCGUCAAUACAAGAGGAAGAUGCUGCUAGCCCGCCACAAUCUGGAGCAAGACCUACUCAGAGAGGACCUGAACAAGAAACAGACUUUAAAGGAUCUGGAAUGUGCCAUGUUGCUCCGACACCAUGAGUCCACCCAGGAGCUGGAGUUUCGGCAGUUGGCCCUGGUGCAGCGCACACGUGCAGACCUGAUCAGGACACAGCACCAGACCGAACUCACCAACCAGAUGGAGUACAACAAACGGCGCGAACAAGAACUACGGCAGAAACACGCCGUAGAAGUCCGUCAGCAGCCCAAGAGCCUGCGAGUGAGUGAUUGUGACAUGACAGAAGGAGAGGGCCCUCUUAGAGAAGGGGAGGAGACUAUUGAUGAGGAGGGGCUUUUUAUUGAAGGGGUGGGGCCAGAGGAACCGCUGGAUGAUGGAGAAAAUAUAGAUGGAGAUGAAAGGCAGCUGGUAGGUGCUAUUGCAGAGAUAGCAGAAGAAGAGGACAGAGAAGUUCUUGAAGGAAACAAAACUUUGAGUGAUGACACUGAGGAGAUGAUUACUGAGCAGAUGAUUACUGAGCAAUGUGAAAAUAUAGAUAGUAAAGAGAAAGUGGAGGCAGCUUCAGCUAACAAUGCCAUAGAAGAAAGUGCAGAAGAACAAAAUGAGAUCAUGUUAGAAAGGGAAUCUAGGUCCAGAAAUGAGGACCAGGCUGACAUAGACACAGGAAGUGAUCCAAGACAAGUAGAAUGCCAUCCAUGGGAAGUUGACGAUGACGGCAGCGAGUCUGAGAAUGAAGAGGAUAGGGGUGUGGCUGACGGCUGCCCGUCAGAGCUAAUACUCAAUCCAUUGUUUGAGCGCCACCAUCGAGAGCGUGAUAUGGACGAACUCUCUGAGUUUUACUUCCCCGAUACUUUAGAGGAGCUGGAACCUCCGCCCGUCUACACCCCUACCUCCCCAUCCUCUUCCUCCCAGCCUUCCCUUACCUCCAUCUUUUCCCAUGCAAUUUGUAUCGUUCUUUCACUCUCAGCUGCUGUGCAGCCGUCUGUCCUCACCCUCCUUUUCCUUUCCAUUUUUCUACUCUCUCUGCGACGUUCCCCUCCCCUUCCAUCGCUUGCUUCUAUCCUACUCUCUGGCGAGCUUGCCUUCCUUGCCCUCUUCUUUUCUUACUUGUUCCUGCGAUCCUGUUGCUCGCUCUCAUUUUCCAGGUACCUUUCCUUAAUUUAUUGGGGCUCUGGCCUUUUCAGUGUAGGUCUGUCAUUAAGCCUAGGACUCUAUUAUGUCCCUGUAGCUCUGGUCUCGGCAUCCUUCCUCAGCUCUCCUUCCCUGUUCCUCUCCCUUUACCUCGUAGUGGUGCUGGUCAUCCGCCCGGCUAGGGUCUUCCUCCAAAACUUCCCACGCAAACUCAAUCGCCUCUGGAUGCGAGUUCUUUUCCGCCUGCCAAAGCCACUCUUCACUGUGUGCCAGUCUCUCCUGGGAGGUCUAACUGAGCGCAACCUCUACGACAUGUUCCCCAAAGCGGGCCGCAACUGGGGCGGGCGGCAGUCCAGAAUCCCUGUGCCUUUAAAGAGCCUUUCUGCAAAGUAUCAGGCCAAAAGCAAAUACUCUGUCCUGCUUUCGCGCUGUCUGCUUUUGGGCAGGCGGUUCAUCAGGCGACCGUUAGGCACUCUGACAGACCUGGCUAACACUUUGGUGCUGUGUUUAGCCAAGCACAUAUUGAGAGAACUGCCGAAGAAUUACCUGGAAAGGCUGCAAGUUUUUGGUUUGUUGCACAAAGAGAAACCCAGCAAUCUGCCAAGACUCUUGUCUAGAGCUGUGAGGGAACAUAGACGUAGGAUAAGGGAGAGAAGAGAGAAGGAGAGGAGGAGAAGGGAGGAAAGGGAGAGGAUGUACAGGGAAGUGGGGAGGUGGGAAAAUGUUUUGAGAAGGACGGCUUCAGGGAGGAGUUUGAGAGGAAAGAUGGUGCCAUGGAGAUAGAUGGCGAUAUAGGGAGGAAGGUGGUAGUGCAAAACUAUUGUGUAUUAUUUGCCCUUUAGGUGAGCAUGCACAUUCCAUUCAUCCAUCCCAUUCAUCCAUCCCUUUUGUGUUUUAUAUUUAAUUUUUCUUCAACCCCCCCUGAUUGGUGUGAUUUCUUUUUGCUCAAAUGCACUUUUUUUUUUUACCUGUUUUUACAGGGAGAUACUCAGUCCACAUUAAUGUACGGUUUUAAUUUAAAUCACUCAUUUACGAUUAUCAGUGAAUGUGAAGCUUAGUCGAUGAUGUGCUUUUUGUAAAAGUUUCUGAGUUGUAUUUUUUUACUUUAUAGUUAUUUUAUUCUCAGAUAGCAAGAGCUAUUUGUGUUAUGGUGAUUGUUGAGGCCAUGAAGGGAGUCAGUGAUUUUUUUUUUUUUUGUGAUAUUGCUAAGCCAGGGCUAAUUUCAAAAUGUCUCUGUGAUAAUGACCAUAUCCACAAUGAUUAAGCCAUGAUUGCAUGUGUUUAAUACAAAAUGUACUGCACCUGCUGUGAAAGUAGAUUAUAAUAUAAAGCUUGACACUACAAAUCUUUCCCCAAAGAACUACAAGCCUAUUUUAACAAAAAGUGCAAUAGAAGUUCCUCAGUAAUGUGCCAGUUUUCUACUUAAUUUUUAUUUUCAAUGAUGUCUUAAGUGUAUAAAAGUUUUUAUUUUGAAAUAGAAACUAUACUGCAUAUUGUCACAAAAUCAGUGUUUGAUAGGAUUUCAAAAGCUUCAGAACAAAAAAAUAAACCCAAAAGUCCUAUUCAAAUGUGUGGGGGGAAAAAACAGUCCUCAGGACCAAAGGCGGGACCAAAUAAAUGGCAAAUAUCUGGGAAGCAAUCAAAUGCCCCAAAGAUAUUAUGAAAAAAAAAUGGUGUCCUUUACAAAUUAAAACAACACAUGUCAUGAAACAAGAACUGAGGAUAGUUAAACUGUUAAACUCUCAACAAAAGAUCUGUAUACCACUUUAUCUGGAGUUUUCCCCUCUGUUAGUUGGAUGAGCAAUCCUAAAUGCUGUUAAUACAGGUUUUCCACUUUAGCAGUGAACUAUAUUGAAUGUUAUUUUAAACAUUAAUCUCCUAUGUGAAAUUUACUCCAAAACUUGGGUGAACUGUUAUGAAUAUAAUAUAUGAUAUAUGCAAUUUUAUUGAGGUUUACAAAUGUUUUCUUUUUUUUAUAAAAAUCGUCUCUUGUAUUGUAUUACUAUAUAGUUGAUGUACUUGUGUGGUACUUCAAAAUGUAUAUUAUUGAGAUAGUUAUGUCUUUUUAGCAUCCAGCAUAUCAGUUUUACUCAAUUAAUGAGGAAAUGUAUUGGUAGACUGGUGGGCUAGGACUUAUACACUGAUCAGCCACAACAUUAAAACCACCUGCAUAAUAUUGUGUAGGUCCCCCUCGUGCUGCCAAAACAGCGCCAGCCCACAUCUCAGAAUAGCUUUCUGAGAUUAUAUUCUUCUCCCCACAAUUGCACAGAGCGUUUAUCUGAGUGGAUACAAAUGGGCAAGGAGGUGGGAACUGGCUGAAGAGUCAACAGAAGGUUUUUUUUUGGGGGGGGUGAGCAAACACUUUAUAAUUGAAACUUGAAACUAUUUUUUUAUUAUUAUUGUAGUAUGUGUAAAAAAAAGUCUACCUUUUUGAAAAUAAAAUAAAUGUAAUAAAUAAGAAAGCUAACAGAUUUAUAAUAAUAAACCAAACUAUAAACAUGAUAAAAAAAUAGCAUUAUUAAUAAUGAACAUAUACUGUAGGUGCACGACAGUGCCAGACUGCUCCUGUCUGUCCCUUUAACUCUGUCCCAGUUGGUUCUCAACUGGUUUUGCUUCAGGACAGAUUUUACAUUGGAAAUCAAGUGGCGACCCACCAUAGUGGGUAACAUAACCUGUAUUUAAUGUACCCAUGGUCGCAUUUCCAUUUAUGUUGCAUAGUUUUGUUCAUGGUUUUCAAGUACAAGUACAUGCAUCAAGUGACAUUAUAUUUGUUGUUGACAUCAACAACAUAAUUGACAGUAAAUUUUCUCUCCGCCUUUUAAAAAUUGAAGAGCAUAUUUCUUUAUAUGAGCCCAUUAUUAUCCCGUUUAUUUCCUAAUUUCAAACAUCAUUCAAACAGAACACACAUAUUACACAGGAGGAAAGGCUCCUUGUUACCAUGGUUAUUGCACUAGGGGCAAUGAUCUGAUCAUGUUUACCUUGUAAACAAGUGUUUGUUUGGUCAUAUCACUAUGAGGGGUUUAGCCUGUUUAGAUCAGCAUAUGUAAACCUCAUAUUCAUAGCGUAGCCCUUUAUGCGUGGAACUCCUAAAUUAUAUUUGUUGUACUCCUAUCUACUCAAAGUCUAUUGUGAGAAACCGUUAUGACAAUCAUCUUAACUUAAAACAACUUAAGUAUGGACAAGAAGUAUACAAAUUUACAACCAAAGUUUAGAAUGGGAUGACAACAAGAAAUAAAAUAGGUUGAUGGUUGGGAUUUAUAUAGAAAAAAGCUGGCAUUGCUCUGAAAUUGUCUAUACUGUAUUUGCAAAAACAUACUAAAAUGUCUUCAUAGAAAGCUCAAGAUUGUCAAAGGGACUAUUUGGAUACUAGAAUGGAAAUUAGACCUUCUUUUCAGCAAUGAAUAUUUCUGGUAAAUUCAGUAUCUUGACCAAAAAACAAACAAAGUGAUUUGCAUUUCAGUUGUAACAAUAUGUAAUCCAGCUUUUGGCAAUGCACAAAUUGAAGUUAUCCACUUUACUUUAAUUUUUGUCUUAUUUAUCAUUGUUUACCUGUGUUGUUUUAUGAUCUUUUAUCAGUUAUUAUUUGUGGAAUGUUUGUGGUAUUUUGUUGCUUUGCGCCAUCUGUGUCAAGGCCAUUGUUUGUGCAUUUCAUCCUCAUUUUGUGUUUGUGCGUGAACGGAUGUUUACUUAAAGAUUUCUGUUAUAUGUAUCUGAAAUAAAUUUUCUUUGUUAUAA